AUGGCGGCCGAGAAAUGCAUGUCAGAUGAAUGCAUUCGCAACUUGCAGUUUCUAGAUCAGAUCAUGCAUUUCGGAAUCGAUCCAUGCAUGACUUUCCACUCCUACGCAUGUGGGCGCUUUAUGUCUCCUACAAAGUACAUGCUCGAGAAGAUGAACCACAAUCUGGCGACGCGAGCGUACGAGCAGGCCCUGGGGGAAAAGGUGCAAGCUUACCCGCAGACGUUGAACGCUGAGCAGAAGGCGUUCAAGCUGUUUCACAUGUGCCUCGACCUCCACAAUGCCAAGCGCAAGCAGCCGGAGGCCCUGGUCAAGGUACUGGACGAACUCAAGCUGAACCCUGCCUCGAUUGCAGACGAGGUCAGUGAGGACCCCCUGGACCGCAUGAUGGAGACUUCAUUCACUUACGGAGUGCAUGGGAUAAUCGAGUUCGUCGUAGACAGCGUUGUCAUCGUCAAGAAGAAGCGACUUCUGAAGGUAGAACAUUUAUAGUGACGGCACUGAUAACUGCUAGUUGCUCACGAAGUCAUAAUGUAGGUAUUGUCGCGAAUGAGAGCACCACUUCAGCGGUUAGUACUAUAAGGCAGCAACAAAGCGGGGGUAAAGUGGCACGCAUAAUUCGUACACUAUAGAAUGGCAUAUGCAUAGUUUAUCAGAUCAUCCUGGCGCUUGUGCCGUAUUUGUUUAGAAUAGCGUCAUAGUGAAUCGCCGAUUGAGCAUGUAGUUAUGUGGCGCGGUUUUGUUCUGUGACAAGCU
Messenger RNA from Rhipicephalus sanguineus (brown dog tick), 753 nucleotides. RefSeq lists its product as uncharacterized. Gene Ontology annotation, molecular function: metalloendopeptidase activity. Lineage: Eukaryota; Metazoa; Arthropoda; Arachnida; Ixodida; Ixodidae. The coding region runs from base 1 to 489 and encodes 162 amino acids. The transcript is spliced from 2 exons. The record is from RefSeq and is a predicted model, not a curated record. Gene Ontology annotation, biological process: proteolysis.